Molecule: messenger RNA, 381 nt
Organism: Ectocarpus sp. CCAP 1310/34
Lineage: Eukaryota; Phaeophyceae; Ectocarpales; Ectocarpaceae
Source: the annotation of a GenBank genome assembly
AAGGCCGAUGUGUGAUGACGGCCGUUGAUGACGUGGAGGAAUCAGUGUGCCCUGCGACCUCGCCAGAUGCGGCUGGAUGUUGAGUUUUUCUCGACACCAGCUGCUGCUACUGAGUUCCGCUCGAGGUGUACCGCCGCCGAUACCUGUCGGGACGGCAACAUGGGCGCUCGACUGGAUUUGUUGUCUCCCGCCCUUAUCCCCGGCAGCCAGAAAAUUGCGCGAAAAUUUUGUCGGGGCCGGCCGUCGAGCCGGAGUUCCACGCCGGUUGAUGCCAAGUACUGCCAGAACCCCGCUGCGCUGGUGCUCGCUGGAAGGCGCCCGUGAUCUCUAGUCCGUUGGUGGCGUGAGAAACAAGGCGCUCCUGCUCUCCGAGUGCAAGGU